Messenger RNA from Naumovozyma castellii, 2055 nucleotides. RefSeq names its product ATP-dependent RNA helicase (gene MSS116). The record is from RefSeq and is a predicted model, not a curated record. NCBI's taxonomy places the organism in Eukaryota, Fungi, Ascomycota, Saccharomycetes, Saccharomycetales, Saccharomycetaceae. The transcript has a single exon. The coding region runs from base 1 to 2055 and encodes 684 amino acids.
AUGCUACAAACAAAAGCACUGGCAUCCACUUUGUGGAAGCCGUCCAUGAGACUGGUCGUCUUGAAUGCUCUGAGAGCAAAUGGUCCUGUCUUGCCCCAAAUGAGAACUUACUACGAAGGUGAUCGUGGGAGAGGUGGUGGACAACGAGGUGGCCGUAGUGGGGGGUAUAGUCGUAACUUUAACCCCAAGUUCCAGAAUAAGGAUUCUGGUGGCGGCGGCUACAGAAACAAUAGAAGGUUUCAACCAAGAGGUGAAGAACAAGAGGCUACCUUAGGUUCCUCUUCUCAGUUUACCAAGAAGAUUAUCCGUAUCCCACAGGAGGAAGCACUCGCUACCAAUGCUGUCACUUUGGACAGUCUCUUGGAGGAAGGUAUUAUCGAUACCAUGCUACAUAAAUCUAUCUCGAGGAUGAAUUUCCCCGGUUUGACUCCCGUUCAACAACGUACCAUUAAACCUAUCUUGACUACUUCUACUUCGGAUGAUGUUAUUGCUAGGGCUAAGACUGGUACGGGGAAAACAUUUGCAUUUUUAAUUCCCAUGUUUCAACAUUUGAUUAAUACUAAAUUGGAUAGCCAAAAUAUGGUGAAAUGUGUUAUCGUCGCACCAACAAGAGAUUUAGCAUUGCAGAUUGAAGCUGAAGUGAAGAAAAUUCAUGAUAAUAAUUAUGGCUUGAAGAAGUUUGGAUGUGUUUCACUGGUCGGUGGGACCAAUUUUGGGAUGGCCAUGAGAAAGAUGGAUCAAUUAAGACCAAAUAUCAUUAUUGGGACUCCCGGUAGAUUGAUUGAUGUUAUGGACAAAUACUCUGAUAAAUUUUUCAAAUAUGUGGAUUUUAAGAUUUUGGAUGAAGCUGAUAGAUUAUUGGAAAUUGGAUUUAAAGAAGAUUUGGAAUAUAUUUCAAGUACUUUGAAUAGAAUUAAUGCUGUCGGCAAGGAUCAUAUCAGAACAUUAUUGUUUUCUGCUACAUUGGAUGAAAAAGUUCAAGUCUUGGCUAAUAAUAUUAUGAACAAAGAACAAUGUCUUUUCUUAGAUACUGUGGAUAAGAACGAACCAGAAGCUCACGAAAAGAUUGAUCAGGCCGUGGUACUAACAGACCAUUUUGCUCAUAACAUUUAUGCUGCCAUUGAACAUUUAAGAUUGAAAAUUAAAGAAGACCCAGAAUACAAGACAAUUGUCUUCACUCCAACCGUUAAAUUCACCAAGUUUUUCUCCCAAUUAUUGAAGAAAGAAUUUGGAAGUCAAUUACCAAUUUACGAAUUCCAUGGUCAAAUUGAACAAAGAAGAAGAACACGUAUAGUGGGGGAUUUCAAGAGAGUAAAAGCUGGUCUUUUAGUUUGCACUGAUGUUGGUGCCCGUGGUAUGGAUUUCCCUAACGUUAAAGAAGUUAUUCAAGUUGGUGUUCCAUCUGAAUUGGCUAACUAUAUUCAUAGAAUCGGUAGAACCGCUCGUAGUGGGAAAGAAGGUUCCUCCACUCUAUUCAUUUGUAAAUAUGAGCUACCUUUCAUCGAAAGAUUGAAAUUUGAGAAGAAAAUCGUUAUUGAAAAUAAAACUAAUUAUACACCACCUGAAGAUUUGAAGACUGAAUUUGCUGACCUGAUUAAGGAUUAUUAUGAUUUUGGUGACGUCUUAAUAAGUAUAAUAUCAUCUUACAGAGCUUGUAUUAGAGAAUAUGGAUUCCGUGAUAGAGAAAUAUUACCUGAUAUUGCUGCUAGUUAUGGGAUACUUCUAAAUGAUCCAGAACGUAAGAUUCCAAUUCAAAGCAGAGGUUUCUUAGAAAAGAUUGGAUUUGCACGUAAUCCAUUAGCUCGUAAGAUGUUCCAAGUUGAAGGUGAAAGUUAUGACAGUAGUGCAGCUGAUGAAGGUGACGAAGAAUAUUCCGGAAGAGGCGGUUAUAGAAGAAAUAACUAUAACAAUCGUUCCUCAUCAAGGGGACAUUCGAACACGAGGUUUGAUCGUGGUGGAUCUCGUAACAACUUCGAUAGACCACAAAGAUAUGGUAAUAAGAGCUAUGGUGGUGGUAGCUCUGAAGGGCAUAACCCACGUUUUGAUGACAAUUAA